AUGGAGUUCGACCCGUACAGGUUCGUGUCCGGCGGCAAGACGGUGGACAUGACGGGGUCGGCGGGGAUCCGGAUGAUCCAGCUCGGCACGGGGCGUGCGGAGAAUCUGCCCCGGACUUGCCAUGCCAUGGGGACGACGCACAUCGCCCUGAUGGUGGCGCAGAUGGUGCAGGCGUUCGAGUGGAGCGGGCACCCGUCGCAGCCGCCACUGGACUUCAAGGACAAGAUGGAGUUCACGGUGGUGAUGGAUCGGCCGCUGCUCGCCGCGGUGAAGCCCCGAAACCUCUCGGACUUCAAGGUCUCCAACAUCCGCUCCAUCAUGGACAAGAGGCUGGCGGGCCACUACUCGGUGAAGGGCGCGCGCCGUGAUGAAGGUGGUGUUGCAGUGCACGGCGCAGCAGCCGUGGGACAGGCCACAACGCAUGGCCAUCGUCGAUGUGCUGGAGCGGCUGCAAGGGCUAUCAUCCGUGGCCUCAAGGAACCCGGUGUCUUUACCAAUGCAGUAACAUCAGUGAAAGCACAGUCGAAAAUAAAGUCAUCAAACAUGGGUCUCGAAAACGAGGCCAUCCAACUAAACGGAACAGCUGGUCAGUCCGCACUGGAAGUUGGUCACGAAAAGUUGCAGACAACCGUAAGAAAGAUCCUGGAAAUGGUUGACGCCUAG
Messenger RNA from Miscanthus lutarioriparius, 663 nucleotides. The record is from the annotation of a GenBank genome assembly. Lineage: Eukaryota; Viridiplantae; Streptophyta; Magnoliopsida; Poales; Poaceae.